Messenger RNA from Trichoderma asperellum CBS 433.97, 1104 nucleotides. NCBI's taxonomy places the organism in Eukaryota, Fungi, Ascomycota, Sordariomycetes, Hypocreales, Hypocreaceae. The record is from RefSeq and is a predicted model, not a curated record.
UUUUCAUUGCUUUUAUCAUUUUCAUGUUGUUUCCCCCCUCUCUGAUACAUUAUAUAUUAUAAACUCUAUUUGUAAGAAUCAUCAUGCGAAUCAAAAUAUCUUCAAUUUGACUCUUUUUUUUUUUUUUUUUUUUUUUUUUUUAUAUAUACUAUGGCUGAGGCACUUGGAAUUGCAUCUGGGGUUGUUGGGAUAGUGUCUUUUGGAAUUGAGCUUUGCCAAGGUCUGCUUGAGUAUUAUAGUUCUUGGAAAGAUGCCGAGAGUGAAGUUACGGCAACAUACAACUCUAUACAGGAUCUCACCAAGAUUUUACUACUAGUGAAGUCAACUGUCGAUAAGCAAGACCCUGAAUCAGAGAUUAUCGUCAAAGUCCAUGAUAGUAUUACUCUCUGCGAAGGUGGGAUCACCAACUUGGACAAAAAGCUUCAAAAGAUCCGAAGGUUAUCUUUGAGCGAUACCGUAGGCGAGAGAUUACUUUCACAAGCUCGGAGAGCUCUAUAUCCGUUUAAGAAAAGCACAUUGAUCAAACUGCAAGAAAUUGUUGGAGAUUUACAGGAUAGGCUGCAUUUGACUCUGACAAUACUUGAUUUUAACAUCUCCAUUCAAAAUUUUGACAUCGUGUCCGGUCAGCUAAAAUAUUUGUCUAAUGAAGUAGAUAAGACGCAGCUGGGAAUUGGAAACAUUCAAAAUUCACUGGCGGGUAUUGAUCGCAAAAUUGAUACAAUAGAGUCCCUCUAUGGCGAUGAAUAUCUUCGAAAUUUCUGCAUGUGGCUUUCUCCAAUAUUCGACAUAUUUGAGAAAAGGCAGCACGAUAACUUCGAAUUGCCUAGCCGGCAGGACGGGACAUGGGAGUGGCUACAAAGCACUCAAGAAUUCAAGAACUGGCUCUCCAGAACAGAUAGAAUAUUGUGGUGUCCAGGACAGCCCGGCGUCGGAAAGACUGUUUUAUCGUAGGACAUGGCCAUAGCUUGCACGAAAUUCGCUCCAUUAUCUAACGCACACAGCAGAUCGUCUAUUAUUAACCACCUAGAGACGCAAGUCAAACAACCUGGUACUGGUAUAGCCUAUGUAUACUGCGACUACAGCAAUACGCUACUCACGGUUCGC